CGGCCAGCACGCUCGGACCCAGCCUCAGCAGCCCUCACGCCUCCCCACAGCCCCACACCAGCCUCCCCACUGACCAGCCCUCCUGCAACACCGCCCCGAGCACCCCCACCACCCCCACCUGCCUCACACCCCUCUCUGCUCUCACCUUCUCUCACCUUCUCUUGCCUGCCCUCCCAGGGCCCCUCCACACCACACCCAUGGCCUGCUACGACCUCUGCCGCCCCUGCGGACCCACCCCGCUGGCCAACAGCUGCAACGAGCCCUGUGUCAGGCAGUGCCAGGACUCCACCGUCCUCAUCCAGCCCUCCCCCGUCCGCGUCACCUUCCCAGGGCCCAUCAUGACCUCCUUCCCCCAGAGCUCCGCCGUCGGAUCCACCGCAGGGGCUGCCCUGGGCACGGAGCUCAACGUCCAGGGACAGCCCAUCUCUGGUGGCUUUGGCUACGGCCUGGGCUAUGGCCGUGGCUUUGGCUACGGCCUGGGAGGCCUGGGCUGUUAUGGUCUGGGGGGCCUGGGCUGCUCCGGCACCUGCUGACCGUCCUUGCCAUCACAGCUGACACCCUUUGCACCUGCCCUUCUCACUCUUGCACCAAUAUCUCCUGCAAGCAAAGCACCUCGGCUGAUGGUCGCCCUACUUGCACCUCAGACUUGCUCUUUUCCGCUGGCUGCUCCUUUCUUUUUAUUCUGUUGUCUCAAUAAAGUUCUCCUGCAUCAAA
Molecule: messenger RNA, 714 nt
Organism: Pseudopipra pipra
Lineage: Eukaryota; Metazoa; Chordata; Aves; Passeriformes; Pipridae
Product: feather beta keratin-like
Exons: 1
Coding region: 198-533 (111 amino acids)
Cellular component (GO): intermediate filament
Molecular function (GO): structural constituent of cytoskeleton
Source: RefSeq, a predicted model, not a curated record